This is a messenger RNA of Phytophthora nicotianae INRA-310, 811 nucleotides long. RefSeq lists its product as hypothetical. NCBI's taxonomy places the organism in Eukaryota, Oomycota, Peronosporomycetes, Peronosporales, Peronosporaceae. The transcript has 3 exons. The record is from RefSeq and is a predicted model, not a curated record. Bases 110 to 811 code for a protein of 233 amino acids.
CCCAUUUUGAGCGAGAAAUGCUAAUGCAACCGCAGCAGCGACUGGCACUCUCGUGACCUGGGUGAGUCAGAAAGCUUCCAACCGCUACGCAUGGAUGAAGUGAAUCGUCAUGGACAAUCUGCCGCUCUCAUUCUGCGAGUCCGUGGAGACACGAAGGUACACUACUCCUGUGUCUGUGAACACUCUGGUCUCCAGCAUUGAAAGCGUGACCAAGGCAGUGGAGAAGGCAAUCGGUGAAGAGAUGCCUGACGAAUUUGGCCUGAUGCUGGACGACUGGAGCCAAGACACGGAGCAGUUCUUGGCUAUUUACGGAUGCUACGACUCGCCUGGCGGCCCUCGGUACCCUCUGCUGUCUAUGGCUCCUGUUAUGGACGAGCCUGACGAUCACUUGAAUGCCGAAGAGCGCAUGAGAGCAAUUGUGCGGUUCUUGCCAUUUUUUGGUAAGACUAUUAACGGCUGCAAGUUUCUCGUUGGUGAUAACUGCGCAGUCAACAAACGGCUUGCAAACCUGAUGAAUGUGCCGCUAGUUGGCUGCGCAAGGCAUCGUCUGAGUCUCGCUGUUCGAGAGUUUCUUGUUCCUUUUGAAACUGCGCUUGAUCAAGUUCAGCAGCUUAUGCGGAAGCAUCGUACAAAACCAAGCUGCAAAAUGAGGAUGAAGACACCCUUGAUGCCAAUUCUGAGCCAGGAUACACGCUGGUCCUCAACGUUCUCCAUGCUUGAACGCUACAUUCGCCUGCGUGAAUUCCUUUCUGCUAACGAUGACGACAUGAUGGAUCUGCUACCGUCAAGAGCAGUUCAUCGUAAGCUGUAG